Molecule: messenger RNA, 345 nt
Organism: Phytophthora sojae
Lineage: Eukaryota; Oomycota; Peronosporomycetes; Peronosporales; Peronosporaceae
Exons: 3
Coding region: 1-345 (114 amino acids)
Source: RefSeq, a predicted model, not a curated record
AUGUUGAACGGGUUCCUGUCGAACAGCACCGACGACAGUUUUGUGACCAGCAGCGAGCUUCUUCUUAAGCGCCGCUACCGUGGUCGCUAUGAAGCCAUCUUGAAGGCUGAAAAGGCCAAAACUGCGAGUGACCAGUCCAAAGUGCAUCCUUCGAGGCACUCGAACCCCAGUGACGACACCACGCUUCUGGAAGCUGACGCUGUCAGCAACCUCGGGAUCAAGCUCAAGGAGCAGGACGUGUUGCCGCUAAUUACGCGAGGUCUUGAAUUCUACCCCCUCGCUGGAGCCCCUGAGAGUAUCCAGGACUUCGCAAAGUUCGUGUACGACAGCCAAAGCGCAGCUUGA